This is a messenger RNA of Penicillium olsonii, 1779 nucleotides long. Lineage: Eukaryota; Fungi; Ascomycota; Eurotiomycetes; Eurotiales; Aspergillaceae. The record is from the annotation of a GenBank genome assembly.
AUGGCGAUUCUGAGCAGGUUCCACAAGUUUGUGGGCAAAUCCGACUCCGAGGGCCCUGAGCCUGAACCGACUGUCAUUCAGCUCAACGUCGAGGAUAAAGAAGCUGGACCGGCCGUCAAAGAUAUCAGUCAAGAUGACAAGCCUACGGAGAAUGCUCAAUCUGGUGUGCAGAAGAUCGAGGCUAUCACCCUCACCUGGGGGAGGGGAUCCAUGUUCAUGGUCUUGAUAUUCAUCUGGUUCCUCACACUGGUGAACAACAUGAGAUCCUCGGUGGUUUACAGCUUAACGGCCUAUGCAACCAGCUCUUUCGCGAGUCACUCACUUUUGACCGUCAUCAACAUCGUAUCCUCGGCGAUGGCAGGCGCGGUUUAUAUUCCCAUGGCAAAGGCGUUGGAUCUCUGGGGUCGUGCGGAAGGAUUCCUUCUCAUGGUUGCCAUGUGCAUCUUGGGAAUCGUUCUUUUGGCCUCAUCUCACAAUCUUCCGACAUACUGCGCAGGAGAGGUGUUUUACUCUGUAGGAUUCGGAGGUCUCGCUUACAGUUGGGAUGUCCUCGCAGCCGAUGUGACCAACCUGAGAAACCGUGGUCUUGCAUUUGCUUUCACAUCUUCCCCGGCACUGAUCUCGGCCUUUGCUGGAUCCAAGGCCGCCGCCGAGUUCCUGCUUCACGUUAACUGGCGAUGGGGCUAUGGAAUGUGGGCUAUUGUCUUGCCGUCGUUCGCGUUGCCUCUGUAUGCCCUUUUGGCCUACAACCUGCGCCAAGCAGAAAAGAAGGGAACCAUCAACAGAGAAAGAACAAAACACAAGUUCAAUUUCGAGACCAUUUGGUGGGUUAUUCUGGAAUUCGACGUAAUGGGCGUUUUCCUCUUUGCCGGCGGUAUGGUCGUGUUCCUUCUGCCAUUUACAUUGGCCAGUACUGCCCCCAGUGGAUGGCAGACGGGAUACAUCAUUGCCAUGCUUGUUGUUGGCCUGAUUCUUCUCAUCUCCUUUGGCUUUUAUGAGACUUAUCUCGCUCCGGUUCCCUUCCUCAAGUACAAGUUCCUCACCGACCGAACCAUCUUGGGCGCAUGUCUCUUGAACAUGACAUACCAAAUCUCCUAUUACUGCUAUGCUAGCUACCUGUCAUCAUUCUUGCAGGUCGUGUAUCACCUGGAUGUCGCCACAGCCGGAUACGUUGGCAACACCUUCAGUGUGGUCUCGUUUGUUUUCCUCUUCAUCACUGGCUGGCUGAUUCGAGUGACCGGGCGCUUCAAGUGGAUUCUCUGGAUCUGUGUGCCGCUCUACAUCUUUGGACUGGGCCUCAUGAUCCACUUCCGCACGCCAGGAGGAUACAUCGGCUACAUCGUCAUGUGUGAGAUCUUUUUCUCGGUCCCUGGUGGUAUCUUCAUUCUUUGUGUUCAGCUCGCUGUCCUCGCUUCCGUCGAUCACCAGCACAUCGCUGCAGCACUUGCCCUCGUCUUCGUGAUGGGAAGUAUUGGCGGCUCCAUUGGCAGUGCUAUCUGUGGAGCCAUUUGGACAAACACAUUCAUGCCGAAGCUCCAGGAGACUCUUCCAGCGGAGGCUUUGCCCGACCUGGCACUGAUCUAUCAAAGCCUCCCCGUACAACUCAGCUACGCCGUUGGUACCCCGGUUCGAAACGCAAUUAUAGAGGCCUAUGGGUAUGCCCAACCAAUCAUGCUGGCCUCUGGUACUGGAUUCAUGGUUCUGGGAUUCAUUUGGGUUGGCAUGAUGAAGAAUUUGAAUGUGAAGACCAUGACACAGACUAAGGGUAACGUCUUCUGA